CUCGGUCAGAGGGCGCCUCAAGACCCCGCCCCCCUGUUUAGUUCAGGGUCAAUGGAGCUGCACGAGGCCGCCCCUCCCCCCGCCGAGGUCAAGCACCUCCUGGAGACGCCCUUCGGGGUCGUGCACGCCUGGACCUCGGGGUCGCCCCGGCCCGGCCGCCCCGCCCUGCUGACGUUCCCGGAUGUGGGCCACACCCACCUGACGUGUUUCUCGGAGCUCUUCGGGCACCCGGAGAUGGCGGAGAUUUCCAGAAGCUUCCACCUGGUGCACCUGGAGCCGCCCGGCAUGGAGGAGGGAGCCCCGCCCUAUCCCCCAGGGUACCAGUACCCCUCCCUGGAGCAAUUGGCCGAGGCGCUCCCGGGGGUCCUGCAGGGCCUGGGGAUCCGCAGCAUCGUCGGGGUGGGGGUGGGGGCCGGGGCCUUCGUGCUGGCCAAGUUCGGGCUGCUGCACCCCGAGGCCGUGGAGGGGCUGGUGCUCGUCAACCUGGACCCCAAAGCCAAGGGAUGGAUGGACUGGGCCGCCAGCAAGCUGUCGGGGCUGACGAUGUCGACGAACGAAAUGAUCAUGAACCACCUCUUCACCCAGGACGAGCUGGCGGCCGCCCCUCCCCCCGUGAGGCGUGUCCGGGAGCACCUGGCGGCCACGCCCAACCCCACCCUGCUCUGGAGCAUGUACACCAGCCGCGCUGACCUGGGCCUGGAGCGGAGCGGGGCCGGGAGCCUGCGCUGCCCUGCCCUGCUGGUGGUCGGUGACCAGGCCCCCCACGAGGAUGCCGUGGUGGAAUGCAACGCCAAACUGGACCCGACGCAGACGUCGUUCCUGAAGAUGGCCGACGGGGGCGGGCAGCCGCAGAUCGCCCAGCCUGGCCGCCUGACCGAGGCCAUCAAGUACUUCCUGCAGGGAAUGGGCUACAUGGCCGCCUCCGCCAUGACGCGCCUGUCGCGCUCCCGCACCGGCUCCGUGACCGCGGGCGAGGCCGAGCGCGGCCGCAGCCGGACCCUGAGCCGGGGCAGCACCGGCAGCGGCGCCGCCGUGCCCACCGCCAGCCCCUGAGCGACCCCCGGGCCCCCUCCCCAAAAAACCCCGCCCCAAAAACCCCAGAAAACACCCCAAAAAACCCCAAAAUACCCUCAAAAAAUCCCACCCCAAAAACCCCAAAAAUACACGCCCAAAAAAAUCCCAUCCCAAAACACCCAAAAAUCCCCCAAAAAAUCCCGCCCCAAAAACCCCAGAAAACACCCAAAAAACCCCGAAAUCUCCAAAAUACCCUCAAAAAAUCCCACCCCAAAAAACCCAGAAAACACCCCAAAAAUCCCCAAAAUACCCUCAAAAAAUCCCACCCCCAAAAAACACCCCAAAAAAACCCCACCCCAAAAACCCCAGAAAACCCCAAAAAAACCCCAUCCCAAAAACCCCAGAAAACACCCCAAAAUACCCUCAGAAAAUCCCACCCCAAAAACCCCAAAAAACACCCCAAAAAACCCCAAAAUCUCCAAAAUACUCUCAAAAAGUCCCACCCCCAAAAAACCCAAAAAACACCCCAAAAAAAUCCCACCCCAAAAACCCCAAAAAUACCCGCCCAAAAAAACCCCACCCCAAAAAACCUCAAAA
Messenger RNA from Zonotrichia leucophrys gambelii, 1611 nucleotides. Its product is annotated as protein NDRG2-like. The record is from RefSeq and is a predicted model, not a curated record. The transcript has 15 exons. Gene Ontology annotation, cellular component: cytoplasm. Gene Ontology annotation, biological process: signal transduction. The coding region runs from base 52 to 1053 and encodes 333 amino acids. NCBI's taxonomy places the organism in Eukaryota, Metazoa, Chordata, Aves, Passeriformes, Passerellidae.